Biomphalaria glabrata is the source of this 2407-nucleotide messenger RNA. RefSeq names its product kynurenine formamidase-like. Gene Ontology annotation, molecular function: arylformamidase activity. The transcript has 6 exons. Bases 229 to 1107 code for a protein of 292 amino acids. The record is from RefSeq and is a predicted model, not a curated record. NCBI's taxonomy places the organism in Eukaryota, Metazoa, Mollusca, Gastropoda, Planorbidae.
CUCAAUAACUAGAUAAAAAGUUGUACUGAAAAUGUAUCAUAUGUUAUGAUACUUUUGCAUAAACUGCAUGGCUACAUUGUAAGGGGCACGAGUUCCGAUCCCGACUCCAGCUGAACUGUGUUUGCUUAGCGCGUAAAAAGGCAGUACGGAUUAACACCCCCCCAAGUCUACAAAAGAAAUUGGAUCAGAGCGCACUAUGCGUGGAUUGCGAUAUGCUAGGUUUGAAACAUGUACAUAGAAAGGACGCUUCCAUUCAAUGUUUGGGUAUGUUUCAUUACGUCAGUAGCAUCCGUCCAAAGUAAAGAUAACACAUACAUCGACCUGUCUCACCCACAGUCUCCAACGACAAUUUACUGGCCCGGGCAGCCAAGAUUUAACAGAACUGUUGUUGCGAAGGGAAGUAAUGAAAAUAAUGUUUGGAUUGAAGUGGGCGCUUACAAUUCUGGAGAGCAUGGUGGAACUCACAUGGACGCCCCGCGCCACUUUUACCCAACAGGUUUUGACCUAAAGGAUCUUCCAUUAGAAAGAACAAUUGCGGAUGGUGUUAUGAUUGAUGUCAGAAGCGAGGCGGAAGCUAACAUAGACUACCAAUUAACUGUAGAGAAAUUGUUGGCGUGGGAAGAGAACCACGGACGUCUGCCACCCAGAGCAGCUGUGGUGGUCAAUAAUGGCUGGACAUCGCGCUGGCCCGAUCCCUUGUCAUUCUUUGGCACCAAGAACGGGAACAAUUACACGUCAUUUCAUUUUCCUAUCGUGUCAAUAGAAGCUGCUGAGUGGCUCCUGCAAAACAGAGACUUGAAAAUACUCGCGCUGGAUGUUCCCUCUCCAGAUGGAGCCACGGACGACACAUUCCCGGUCCAUCAACUGCUCCUGUCCAGGAAUAUCAUCAUUGUGGAGAACGUCAUGGUCCCGAACACACUUCCGGCCCGCGGGUUCCGCUUCCACGCCGCCCCGAUACGCAUUGAGGGCGGAACUGGCGUGCAGACGAGAGUGUACGCCAUCUUGAAUGACGCGUCGAGCUGUGCCAAUGAAAUCCCGCCCACCUUUUUGCUGCUUCUUUUCCUGGCAGCCGCCGCGGUGUUUAAUUACAGACGUCUUGCUGUGUAAUUGAUGUUUGCCAAUGACAAAAAUUAAUUACAAGCGUGAGUUGUAUUUGUUGGUGGCCAUGACCCCCUGCAGCGCGAGCGCAGAGUGACUUUUCUUGCAUGACCCGUCUCGAACUAGUCACGUGCUGACUUACGCGCAGCUCAUUAGGUGUGAACAUUUUUAUCAACGUAAAGACAGUUCUUGUAAGUUAUAUGAUUAGAACUGAAGAUACAGAUGAUAUAAGUUGUCCUCAAUUGGUCAGUUUAAAAAAAAAAAAAAAAACUUUUGCAACUUUACAUUUUACUUCUUUCAAACCUUUUCAGCUAUUUGAAAGUUUUUUGUUCACCUGGAACAUGUCUAUAUCUACAUGUACAUCUACUUCAAAAGGAGGAAAAGAACCCAAUUUAAGCACUUCCUGUCACGUGUAAGAACUGCACGUGUUAAGCCGGUGACGUCAUACAAAUGGCGUCCCUUGCUGUACAUCUAUUACGUUAGAAUAAAGUUACUUACUUCAGAUAUUAUUGGGCAAGAAUUAUUGGAAGGGGGGUAGGUCUUGCUCGCAUCUGCUAUUGUACAUCCAUUUUUUAUCCAUACCACAAUAGUAAAUAUUAACAAGCAAAAUUUUAACAAAUCUUUUUUUAAAAAAAGCUUAUCUAAAGGGGAAGAACUCAGCCCUUAAAAACUAUAUCUAUCAAUAACGUACUAGUUAUUUUCCUUUUUUCGAUAUCCAAUAAAAUAAUUAAUUACCAACAAUUAAUUGACUUAUCGGGUAUUACUUAUUGAUUCAUGUUUUGUUUUUUUUUUAGGCACGACAAAUAAGUCAACUUGAUCGGAGAAUGCGCGAGGGGUCUAAACCCAACAAAUUUAGUCAUACUGAAUACUGAAGGAUUAGUUUCACUUGUUGGGGUCAAAUAGAAUGAUAAAUUACCGGUAAUUUAUUGACUAACUGGUUAUUUUUUUAUUGAUUCAUGCCUUGUCUAUGCCAAUGAAUAAUUGUGCGAAGUUUCAAUUUAAUUCCUGAAUGGGUGUGGGAGAAAUAACAUGUCCAUACUUUUUACCAGACAGACAAACAGACAGAGUGAGAUGAUAUAAGCUUUGUAAAAAUAGAAAUUAAAAAGAAAAAAGUUUGAAUUAACACCUUGGCUUGCUUGUGUGAGGAUCACGUGACCCGUGUCAUCUACUACUAUGGUGAAUUGUAAAGAAUUGUUCUCUGGUGCACAAUAGCUGCUUGUAACUAGCGAAAUGUAUUGUUUGAAGAAUUUCGUUUUUACAUGUUUAUUAGUUUUGUAUUCCUCUGUUGAUAAAUAAAAUGUUCAGUCUC